Messenger RNA from Hyaloscypha bicolor E, 564 nucleotides. Its product is annotated as 60S ribosomal protein L24. Gene Ontology annotation, cellular component: nucleolus. The transcript has 3 exons. Gene Ontology annotation, biological process: ribosomal large subunit biogenesis. The coding region runs from base 1 to 564 and encodes 187 amino acids. NCBI's taxonomy places the organism in Eukaryota, Fungi, Ascomycota, Leotiomycetes, Helotiales, Hyaloscyphaceae. The record is from RefSeq and is a predicted model, not a curated record.
AUGAGGAUCGAGACGUGCUACUUCUGCUCGCAGCCUUGCUACCCAUCGAAGGGAAUUACCUUUGUCCGGAACGAUGCACGACUCUUCAGAUUCUGCCGCAGCAAAUGCCACAAGAACUUCAAGAUGAAACGCAAUCCUCGCAAGCUCAAGUGGACCAAAGCCUUCCGCAAGUCUGCUGGCAAAGAAAUGGUGGUGGACAGCACACUCAACUUCGCCGCCCGCCGCAACGUCCCCACCCGCUACAACCGCAAUGAUAUGGAGAAGACACUCAAGGCGAUUGCGAGAGUCAGCGAGAUCAGACAGAAGCGCGAGAGGGUGUUCUACAAGAAGCGGAUGGCGGGUAAUAAGGAGAGAGAGCGGGAAGCGAACAGGAAGCUGGUUGCAGAGAAUCAGCACUUGUUGCCGAAGGUGAGGGCUAGUGAGAGGGCGGCGCUGGAAGAGAAUGGUGCGGAGGUCGAGGAGUUGCCGUUGGAGAGGGAGAAGAGCAAGGUGUUUGGCAAGAUGAAGCAGAGACGGAAAGUGUUGGUUGAUGGUGGGGUGGAGGAUGAGAUGGAUGUGGAUUGA